UGAUUUCUUACUCCAAAUUGUUGUCACCUCCUGAGAUCACCUUCAGAACCGGAAGUUAACAUGAACAACUGUCGUCGUCUUCUUCUUUGUCUUCUUUAAGUUUUAUUGGCGAAUCGCAACCAACUGACAGAUGUCAGUGGUUCAGAUGGUGAAGAUCGUGGGUCUGGGGGCUGUGGCCCUCACUCUCAGUGUGGAGUGGUUGGGCUGGCUCUUCUGUCGCCUCUGGCCCAGGAAAAUAUCCAGAGGGCCCCUGAAAGAAGUGUUCUUUUUCCCUACAGAGGUCGCCUGCACUGAGCGUCUCUUCACUCCUGACUCACCAUUCCCCUGCCCCUGUCCCUUACCCCACAACGUCAACACCUCCUUCACCCGUCUCCUGGGCCACAUCCUGUCUGCCUCCUCCUCCUUGGACCUGUGUGUGUUCGCCUUCACCAACCUGGAUCUGAGUCGGGCCGUGCUGGCCCUCCACGCCAGGGGCAUCCCCAUCCGUAUCCUCACUGACAUGGACUACACCCUCAUCACUGGCUCCCAGAUAGGGGCCAUCCGCAGAGCAGGCAUCUGUGUGAGGUGUGACUCCGGCGCCGUCCACAUGCACCACAAGUUUGCCGUGGUGGACGGCCGGCGCCUAAUUACCGGCUCCCUGAACUGGACCCUGACAGCCAUCCAGAGCAACAAGGAGAACAUCCUAGUCACGGAGGAACCAGACCUAGUCCUGCCCUUCAUCACUGAGUUCCAGAGGCUCUGGGAUGUCAAUGACCCGGCUAGGAGACACCUGCCGUCCAUCGCUGAGAAAACUGCUAGUUUAGUACUAUAGAGAGACUGAGAGAAACAUGGCUGAAAUGUUUGUAUGGUGCAGUAGCUAGUGGUUACUUUUGGUUUACCAACUGGUACGGUGAUUAUGUCGAAUUUUUAAAAAUAUUUUCCAUUUGUGAGAAACCUGCUAGUUUAUUACUAUGGAUAGAAAGGUGUAUGGUCCUUAUCCGGGACAAACAUGUCCAAAUACAAAUUGUGUUUAUAUAAGUGUAGUGUGGUACAUUAGGUUGAGCAGUACUGGUCAAGUACAUGAUGUAUAAUUUGGGUAGUUUGCUAUCUAGUAGUUUUAUAUAUAUAUUUUUUCAAUCUCAGAGAAACCUGCUCAUCCACAUCUUAUCAGAGAAACCAGCUUUCUUUGCCAUGUAGAUAGACUGAGACAAACAUGGCUUUUAUCUGUAGUUUCCUACUUCAGUAGAAGUAAUAUAUUUUUGACAGAUAAAUCGCUGCUUUCCACUGGUGUGGGGAUGAUGUAGGUAGUUUGAUAUUUUGUACUUGAACGUUUUUUUUUAUAGUUUUACAUUGUUUACAUUGAGGUAUUUUGUUAUUGUAUGACACAAUGUUGUAUAUAUUUUAAUACAAAGUAAUUAGAAUUCUGUUUUCAUUUUUUUUUAAUGUUAUAUUGGAUAACUAAAAGAUAGGAAUUUGUUUUGUAUGUUAAACGUUAUAUUUAAAAUAGGAUUUGAUAACAGUAUUUAGAUAAAGAUAGAAAUAGUGAGAAUACUUAAUGUUAACUCAGUCCAUCCUAUGGCUUAUCAUUAAGAGCCAGACAACUAUGCCCAGUCAGAACAAUUGAGAUAAGUGGUGCAUUGCAGUCAUGCAGAAGAUAUUUGUAAUGCUUCUCAGAGCAUACAGCUCCAAUUAAAAACCCACUCAUCC
Salmo salar (Atlantic salmon) is the source of this 1686-nucleotide messenger RNA. Its product is annotated as mitochondrial cardiolipin hydrolase. The record is from RefSeq and is a predicted model, not a curated record. NCBI's taxonomy places the organism in Eukaryota, Metazoa, Chordata, Actinopteri, Salmoniformes, Salmonidae. Gene Ontology annotation, biological process: piRNA processing. Gene Ontology annotation, cellular component: mitochondrion. Gene Ontology annotation, molecular function: RNA endonuclease activity producing 5'-phosphomonoesters, hydrolytic mechanism.